AUGCCUCCAUCGGUGAAGAAGCAAACUGGAGACAUUAUGGCAAUGACUGGAGCAUCUCGUAGCACUUGUCGUGCAACCUCUCGAAAGAAAUCCAGAAGCCCACAGAUAACAUGGUUCAAGGAUGAUAAGGAAUUGAUAACAUCAUCGUCGAAAUAUCAGACGCGCUACUCUGAUGGCCUCAGUGAACUGACCAUAAGGAAUAUCGAGGAAUCGGAUGCUGGACGAUACAGUUGCCGAGGCGACGAAAACGAACUCGGCUCCAUCACUACCAGAGCGAAUUUGACAGUUGGAAAGAGAAAGGCUGACACUUCACCAGCUGAACUUUCUAGGGGAAGGAGCACCAAGAUCACACUUGAAGGAGAGGAGAUCGAAGGCUCCCCUCCCGCAUUCCAUCAUCAGCUGGUCGACUGCUCUGUUGAAACUAGGCGAACAGAAGAUUCUUUGUGUAACGAAUACUACCCUGCCGGAGCCGUCCGUUGA
Cooperia oncophora is the source of this 480-nucleotide messenger RNA. The record is from the annotation of a GenBank genome assembly. NCBI's taxonomy places the organism in Eukaryota, Metazoa, Nematoda, Chromadorea, Rhabditida, Trichostrongylidae.